Cinara cedri is the source of this 210-nucleotide messenger RNA. The record is from the annotation of a GenBank genome assembly. NCBI's taxonomy places the organism in Eukaryota, Metazoa, Arthropoda, Insecta, Hemiptera, Aphididae.
AUGGUUUUCUCAAACACAAGUACACGUGAUCUGAACUUGUGCCAUGCAAAGCAAUUUCGUUGGAUCCCAAAACUCUUCUUGAGUCAUCGGGACAAAAAGAGAUUAUAUUUAGAGAAGCUGAAGGGCUGUAAAGUCUUAUGGACACGCAAGGCUAUCAAAGAUGUCACUGUAAGACGAAGUGUGAAACGAAUAAAUGUACCUGUCGUGUAG